This is a messenger RNA of Olea europaea var. sylvestris, 4533 nucleotides long. RefSeq names its product DNA polymerase V-like. The transcript has 10 exons. Gene Ontology annotation, molecular function: DNA binding; transcription factor binding. The record is from RefSeq and is a predicted model, not a curated record. The coding region runs from base 244 to 4176 and encodes 1310 amino acids. Gene Ontology annotation, biological process: regulation of DNA-templated transcription. Gene Ontology annotation, cellular component: nucleolus. NCBI's taxonomy places the organism in Eukaryota, Viridiplantae, Streptophyta, Magnoliopsida, Lamiales, Oleaceae.
UCGUAAAGCAAAGGGGACAGUGCCAAAGUGGCCUAGGUUUUAUUACUCGUUAUUGCCCUAAAAAUUGGGAACAUAUCCAUCACCCCGUCGGCACCAAUUUAUCUUGUGUUGCUGUGAUUUCUACUCAACUUCUUCAUCACGAAACUCGGGAGUAGGUGAAAUAUCCAGGACCAUAACCCAGUGGAGGCAGUUUCCAGCACUAGACCUCUGGUGGCUCCGCCCCGAUAAUUACUCUUUGCUUUAAUGGGGAGCAAAAAGAGAGGGUCCAAUACUAUAGAAGAAGCAGAUAUAGUGGAAGAGAAAGAAUUGAGUUUGGGGAAUGAAGAUGCUAGUCCCAAACCUUCUAAAAAGAAACUGAAAAAGGAGAAAAAGAGAAAAGAAACUGAAACUGAAACUCAUGAAAAUGAAGAUCAAAAUGGAGUGAAUGGGCCAUCAUCCCCCUCAAUUACCCAUAAGACUUCUGUAAAUUCAAUGGAAAGGAAAAAGAAACGAAAAUUACUAGACAAAGAAAGACACCAUUCUUCCCCUGGAAAAAUGGGUUUGGAACUAGAAACGAACGAAAACAAUAGUAUAGCUCGAAGUGGUAGUGGUGGUGGUUUUUUGCCUGAGUUUCACAUUGGGGUGUUUAAGGACCUUGCAGCAGCUGAUGCAAGUGUCAGGGAAGCAGCGGCCAAGGCCUUGGUUACAGAGUUGAUGGAUAUUCAGAAUGUUUAUGAUAUGUUGGAGGAUAAGCAAGUAGUGGAGUGCACUCUGAAUUUGGAAGCUGAGAAGGAUGAUGGGUUGAAUAACUGCGCCCCGUCCUUGAGAUAUGCUGUUCGGAGGCUCAUUCGUGGGGUAUCCUCAUCAAGAGAGUAUGCAAGACAAGGAUUUGCAUUGGGCCUUUCAGUUUUAGUGGGUACAGUUUCUAGCAUCAAAGUGGAGUAUUUGCUAAAGCUAAUUGUUAAUUUAUUGGAGGUAUCCUCUUCAAUGAAGGGUCAGGAAGCUAGAGACUGCCUGUUGGGCCGCUUGUUUGCAUAUGGGGCCCUGGCUAGAUCCGGUAGACUGACUGAAGAAUGGAUCGCAGAUAGGAACACUCCUUAUAUUAAAGAAUUUACUAGUUGUCUUAUAUCACUUUCAGCUAAGAAGCGAUACCUUCAAGAGCCUGCUGUCUCAGUUAUUUUGGAAAUGGUUGAGAAGUUACCCAUUGAAGCCCUGUCGAAUCACGUUCUUGAAGCACCAGGAGUUCAGGAGUGGUUUGAAGGAGCAACUGAAGUCGGAAAUCCUGACGCUUUGCUUCUAGCUUUUAAAAUACAAGAAAAAAUUGGUGCCGAUGCUAAAUCAUUUUCCAAACUUCUGCCUUCUCCAUACAAUCAAAGCAGGGUUUUCUCUGCUGAUCGUUUGUCUGCCAUUUCUAAUUGCUUAAAGGAGUCCACCUUCUCUUUGCCUCGGCUUCAUAGCGUCUGGCCUGUUUUGGUAAAUAUUCUCCUCCCUGACUCUGUUGUGCAAGAUGUAAACUUUGCAUCAGGUCCGAGUACCACUAAAAAGCACAAAAGAGGUCGCAAGGGUAGUUCCCUUGAAGAUAUCGAGAAAAAUCUUAAAUGCUUUUUUGAUGUUAUUAUUGAAGGAUCACUUUUAACGUCCUCUCAUGAUCGAAAGAAGUUAGCAUUUGAUGUUAUGUUGCUUCUACUACCGAAGUUGCCAGCAUCUUGUGUGCAUGUAGUAUUGUCCCACAAAGUUGUCCAGUGUCUUAUGGAUGUACUUGCAACAAAAGACAGUUGGCUUUACAAAGUUGCAGAAAAUUUUCUUAAAGAAUUGUCUGAGUGGGUCCAGCAUGAUGAUGCCCGGAGAGUUGCAGUUAUUGUGGCUCUGCAGAAAAACUCCAAUGGAAAAUUCGAUUGCAUCACCAGGUCAAAAACAGUUAAAGAUCUCAUGUCAGAGUUGAAGUCCGGAUGCGAUCUGUUUAUUGAAAAUUUGAUGACUAUGUUUCUGGAAGAAGGUCAUAGUUCAGAGGAACCAUCAGAUCAGAGUCAAACAACAGAUGACAAUUCGGAAAUGGGUUCCAUAGAAGAUAUGGAUUCUGUUGGAAAUAUGGGAAGUCCUGAUUUUCUCAGAACCUGGGUUGUUGAAUCUCUUCCCAGUGUGCUGAAGCAUUCAAAGCUAGAUCCGGAAGCAAGGUUUCACGAGCAAAAGAAAAUUCUGAAUUUCUUGUCUGUUCAAGGACUAUUCUCUUCAGCUAUUGGGACAGAAGUGACGUCUUUUGAAUUACAGGAUAAGCUUAGGUGGCCACGGACAGCAAUUUCUAGUGCUUUAUGCGCUGUAUGUAUUGAGCACAUACAAUUAUUGCUUGCAGAUGCUCAGAAAGGGGAACAGCUACAAUUACUGUUUCCAGAUGCUCAGAAAGGGGAAAAACUUCAUGCGGUAGCAUGUGGUCUUGAGGCAAAUGAUCUUGGAUCUUACUUUAUGAGGUUUCUGAGUAUAUUAUGCAGCAUCCCUUCAGUUUCAUUAUCAAGGGCCUUGAGCACUGAUGAUGACGAAGCAUUCAAAAAACUGCAAGCUGAGUUAUCAAAACUGCAAUCAAUGCAGAGUCAGUUAUCGAGAGAGGGAAGAAAUCCUGAUCUUAGCAUGGAUGUGAGUAAAAUGCAUGCCAUGAGGUAUUUGCUAAUCCAACUGCUACUUCAAAUCCUAGUCCGACCUGGGGAAUUCUCUGAAGCUGCUUCUGAACUUAUUAUGUGCUGCAAGAAAGCUUUUGGCCCUUCUGAUCUUCUGGAAUCGUCUGGUGAAGAUGAAUUAGAGGGGGAUAGUACACCUGAGUUAAUGGACGUUCUUGUAGACACGUUGCUUUCCCUAGUUCCACAGUCAUCAGCUCCUAUGCGAUAUGCUAUCGAGCAGGUUUUCAAGUGUUUUUGUAAAGAUGUUACGGAUGAUGGGUUGCUUCGGAUGUUGCGAGUCAUCAAAAAGGAUUUAAAACCAGCUAGACACCAGGAUACAGAUAGUCAAGAUGAAGGUGAUGGUGAUGAUGAUCUUCUUGCUAUUGAAGAAGCAGAGGAAUCUGAUGUGGCUGAGACUGGUGAAACUGGUGAAACUGAUGAGCAGACAGAUGAUUCUGAGGCAGUGGCUGGAUUUGAAACCGUAAACACGGAGCUUCGGGAAGAUUCUGAUGAUGAAUCCGAUGAGGGGAUGGAUGACGAUGCAAUGUUUAGGAUGGAUACUUAUCUUGCACAAAUUUUCAGGGAACGGAAGAACCAAGCUGGAGGCGAAACUGCCCAUUCUCAGCUUGUUCUCUUCAAGCUUCGUGUUCUCUCUUUGCUGGAGAUUUACCUACAUGAAAAUCCAGGUAAACCGCAGGUGCUGAAAGUUUUCUCACACCUUGCUCAAGCAUUUAUUCAUCCACAUACUACAGAAGGUAGCGAGCAGCUCGCCCAGCGGAUUUGGGGUAUUCUGCAAAAGAAAAUCUUUAAAGCGAAGGAUUAUCCGAGAGGUGAAGCUGUGCAGCUUUCUUUACUUGAAGCACUUUUGGAAAAGAACUUGAAGUUGGCAGCAAAGCCUUUCAAGAGGAAAAAGUCUGCUUCCAAUCCAUCUAAAAGGAAGCAAUCUGCUUCGUGGAACCGAUACAAAAUGAUAAGUUCACUUGCUCGAAGCUCAACAUUUUGGAUUUUGAAGAUCAUUGAUGCAAGAAACUUUUCAUCCUCUGAAUUGCAGAGGAUGUAUGAUAUUUUUGAAGCUGCAUUAAUAGCCUAUUUUGAUAGUAAAAAGUCACAGAUGAAAUCUGAUUUUUUGAAGGAAAUAUUUAAAAGACGACCUUGGAUUGGGCAUCACUUCUUUGGUUUUCUUUUGGAGAAAUGUGGUAGUGCAAAAUCACAGUUUCGACAAGUUGAAGCUCUUGAUUUGGUGAGGGAGAUUUUGAAAUCAUUCAUCUCUUCUAGUGCUGAUGAUGAAAGCGGGCAGAAUGCUUCAAAGAUGAUGUUGAAAAGCCAUCUUCCAAAGAUAUGCCAUCUAAUCAAGCAGUUAUUGACCAACAUGCCUGAAAAGCAGUCCAGACGAGUUGAUGUGCGUAAGUUCUGUACCAAGAUAUUCCAAAUUUUAAAGGCUCAUAACUUGAGCGCGUCGUUUCUUAAAGCUUUGGAGCCGGAAGGUCAUGCUGUUUGUGAAUCUCAACUUAGAGUGACAUUUCUUGCUAUGAAGCAGCAGGAACGAUAAUAUGGAUCAACAUCAGUUGCUGGAAGCUGUAUUCAGGGAUUCAACCUAAUUACUGCCAAUCAUGGGAAGAUGUGAAUUGACAUUACUCCUCGGAGGUAAGUUUGAUGGUGCUCCGUUAACUUUGGAAACUGUUGUUAACUUGUCAUAAACCACUCAUUUGCAAGAUGUUAUAGAGUUUUCGUCCCCUGUUUAUCUGCAGUUUUCUUGUUCUAUCUUUAAUGUUUAUUUCAACCAUUGGUCCAUUCCCAGUUGUAUGACCAUUCAAUUUUGAGCCAAACUAGUUAGCGUAUUUUAUUUCUUUUUCACCUCUUUGUAUGAAAAUCUAUAAUUAAUCUUUGUUACAACCCUUUGUAUGCU